Messenger RNA from Bipolaris maydis ATCC 48331, 1329 nucleotides. RefSeq lists its product as uncharacterized. Gene Ontology annotation, cellular component: cytosolic tRNA wobble base thiouridylase complex; mitochondrion. Gene Ontology annotation, molecular function: tRNA binding. Lineage: Eukaryota; Fungi; Ascomycota; Dothideomycetes; Pleosporales; Pleosporaceae. The record is from RefSeq and is a predicted model, not a curated record. Gene Ontology annotation, biological process: tRNA wobble position uridine thiolation.
AUGCCGCCCUCGCCCUGCGCUCUCUGCAGCGUCAACCGCGCGUUGAUCCUGCGCCCAAAGGACCACUCGCGCUUAUGCAAGACGUGCUUCAUCGCCGUCUUCGAAACCGAAAUCCACCACACCAUCACGACUAAUUCCCUCUUCCACCGCGGCGAAAAAGUUGCCAUUGGCGCCUCGGGCGGAAAAGACAGCACUGUGCUUGCCUCCGUUCUCAAGACACUCAACGAGCGCUACGACUAUGGCCUCGAUCUCAUCCUCUUGUCCAUUGACGAGGGAAUCAAGGGUUAUCGUGACGACAGCCUCGAAACCGUAAAGCGAAACGCCCAGCAGUACGAUAUGCCUCUGACUAUCCUUGGAUACGCUGAGCUGUAUGGAUGGACUAUGGACCAGGUUGUAGAGCAAGUUGGUAAAAAGGGGAAUUGCACCUACUGCGGCGUCUUCAGACGACAGGCCCUGGAUCGCGGCGCAUCAAGACUCGGCGUCAAGCAUGUCGUCACAGGACACAAUGCUGACGAUGUCGCCGAGACGGUGUUGAUGAACUUACUGCGAGGCGACCUUCCCCGUCUGUCACGCACCACAUCCAUCGUUACAUCUACACCAUCGGCAUCCUCUGACCCUGCAUCCAACACAAACAUCAAGCGCAGCAAACCCCUCAAGUACGCAUACGAAAAGGAAAUUGUCCUCUAUGCUCACCACAAGAACCUCGACUACUUCAGCACCGAAUGCAUCUACUCCCCCGAGGCCUUCCGAGGCAGUGCGCGCGCUUUGAUCAAGAACCUCGAACGUGUGCGCCCAAGCGCCAUCCUAGAUGUGGUGAGGAGCGGAGAAGAUAUGGCCAAACUGGUACCAGGCAGCGAUGAAGGUUGCGGAGGUGCAUGUUCAAGCAGUGUGCCUGUCGCUGAAGAAGAAGAAGGCGGGUGUGGAAGCGCUCAAGGGCGCAGUACCGGUGGCGAGAUGGCAAGUGUCGAAGCACAUCUAAGGCAGAAUGAAGCCGCUGCGGAUGCCAGCCUUGAGACCGAAAUCACGACAAAGAGUGUUGCCCGUGGUGCAAACCCACAGGGCCAACAAUCUGAUGGCUCUGUCCCGCCUCCCAACGGCAAGAAAUCCAGGAAGGUCUACACACCAAAGAAAACGAACAAGCAGGUCAUGGGCCAGUGCAGCAAGUGCGGAUAUCUCUCUAGCCAAGAAGUCUGCAAAGCAUGUGUUUUGCUUGAGGGACUCAAUAAGGCGCGGCCAAAGAACAAGAUCGAGGUUGGCUACGAGGUCCAAGACGUCAGCUUGAACAGUGUGCGCGACGAACUCGAGGCAGCAACCAUUGCGGGGGAAUGA